This is a messenger RNA of Entrophospora sp. SA101, 1767 nucleotides long. NCBI's taxonomy places the organism in Eukaryota, Fungi, Glomeromycota, Glomeromycetes, Entrophosporales, Entrophosporaceae. The record is from the annotation of a GenBank genome assembly.
AUGUCGGAUAAAUAUAUUAAACUUGAAAAGAUUGGAGAAGGAACAUUUGGUGUGGUUUAUAGAGGAAUGGAAAGAAAAUCAGGUCUUGUUGUUGCAUUGAAAAAGUUAAGGUUAGAAACUCAUUGUCACGAUGGAAUACCAUGCACAACUGUUAGGGAAAUUUCAAUAUUAACACAAGCAAAUAAUAAAAAUAUUGUAAAAUUAUUGGACACAAUUUAUUCUGAUAAAAAUUUAUAUUUAGUAUUUGAAUAUCUUGAAACUGAUCUAAGGAAGUAUCUUGAUAACGCUGGUCAGCAUGGUUUAACAAUAUUUAAUGUUAAGAAAUUCAUGUGGCAAUUAAUGAGUGGUGUUUACUAUUGUCAUUCUCAUCGUAUUCUUCACCGUGACUUAAAGCCACAAAAUUUACUUAUUGACUCAGAAGGAAAUUUAAAAUUGGCUGAUUUUGGGUUAGCAAGAGCAUGUAGUGUUCCAAUGAGAGCUUAUACACGCGAGGUUGUCACAUUAUGGUACCGUUCACCAGAAUUAUUACUCGGAUGUCCACAAUAUUCAACUGGUGUUGAUAUUUGGAGCGUGGGUUGUAUAUUUGCUGAAAUUCUUUCAAGCCGUGCUUUAUUUAAAGGCGAUAGCGAAAUAGAUCAACUUUAUAAAAUAUUUAGUACACUUGGUACACCAAAUGAAAAUAUAUGGCCUGGAGUUUCUCAAUUACCAAAUUUCAAAGUACGAUUUCCAAAUUGGUUACCAAAAUCACUAUAUUUAUUUGUUCCAAAUUUGGAUAUUAAUGGACUCAACUUCUUACAGAAUAUGUUAACUUAUGAACCUAGUCAAAGAAUUUCUGCAAAAAAAGCAUUGCAUCAUCCUUAUUUUGAUGAUUAUAAACAAAAAUAUUAUCGUGAUGCAUUUACGAGAUCUAAUAACCUAAGACCUUCAUCAAAUAUUAAUCCUACCUUUGAUUCUUAUAAUAAUAAUUAUGAAAAUAUUGGGUUAAUAGAAAGCUCAGAACAUGUAAUAGAGCUUUCCAUUUUACCACCAAAAUGGGUAGAUAUAGUGGAGGAAGUGGAUGAAUUAGUUAAUCAAAUAAAAAAGCUUAUUCCACAAUUGGAGGAGCUCCAUAAAAGACAUAUACUCCCAGGAUUUGAUGAUAGAACUGAAGAGGAAAAAGAGAUGGAACAAUUAACAGAUGAAAUAACUAAACUUUUCCAAGAAUGUCAAAGAAAAGUGAAACAAAUUGAUAAUGCAUCAACAAGAUCAAAUCAAGAACAAACUCUGAGCAAAAAUAUUCAAACUUCAUUAGCAUUAAAAAUACAAAAUGUAUCAUUAGAUUUUAGGAAGAUGCAAACAGCUUAUCUGAAAAAACUCAAAUUAAGAGGAAAUCGUAACCCUGGAUUAUUUGCAACAGAAAAUAUAGAUUUAAUUGAAGAAAAUUGGGAAUUGGGAUUUUCUGAUCAACAACUUGAACUUAUUGAAUCUUCAGAGGCAAUUAUUUCACAAAGAGAACAUGAAAUAAAUGAAAUAUCAAAGUCAAUAAAUUCAUUGGUAACAAUCUUUAAAAAUAUGCAAUCCCUUGUGAUUGAUCAAGGAACAUUAUUGGAUCGAAUUGAUUAUAAUGUUGAACAAAUGAGUGUUAAUGUCAGAUCAGCAGCUAAAGUUUUAGAACAAGGUGCAGGCUAUCAAAAAAAAUCAAGAAAUCGAAAAAUUAUUAUAUUGUUGUUGUUACUUAUUUUGGGAUUAGCUAUAGUUCUUAUCUUUAAACCACGUAAACAUAAAUAA